AGGUCUUCGCCUGCGACUGGGCGAGGACGACCUGCAGCGCCGCGAGGGGACGGAGCAGGAACGUCGCGUGGCUCUGGCCAUUCCUCACCCCAACUUCAACCCUUCCACCUUGGCCAACGACCUUCUGCUCCUCAAGAUGGACAGAAGUGCCAACAUCGGCCGCGCCGUGCGACCCUUGGCUCUGCCGCGUUCCUGCGCCGCGCCCGGAGCUUCCUGUCUCCUCUCGGGGUGGGGAACGGUCACCACGCCCCAAG
Molecule: messenger RNA, 254 nt
Organism: Acanthisitta chloris (rifleman)
Lineage: Eukaryota; Metazoa; Chordata; Aves; Passeriformes; Acanthisittidae
Product: kallikrein-14-like
Exons: 1
Biological process (GO): proteolysis
Molecular function (GO): serine-type endopeptidase activity
Source: RefSeq, a predicted model, not a curated record